This is a messenger RNA of Penicillium macrosclerotiorum, 504 nucleotides long. RefSeq names its product Phospholipase/carboxylesterase/thioesterase. The transcript is spliced from 2 exons. Bases 1 to 504 code for a protein of 167 amino acids. NCBI's taxonomy places the organism in Eukaryota, Fungi, Ascomycota, Eurotiomycetes, Eurotiales, Aspergillaceae. The record is from RefSeq and is a predicted model, not a curated record.
AUGAGUGGAUGGUUACCAUUUGAACAACAGUUAUAUGAUAUCUUCGGAUGCGACGAGCCCACAGAAUUGGCUGAAAAUUAUGUCUGUGAAGCUCGAUCAGAUGGCCAGGGCAUAAGCGAGAAAACGAGAAAGACAGCAAUCCUGAUGAGGAAUUGGAUCCAAAUGGCCUUAUUGAAAGAGCAUCCUCUCAUUAUCCAAGCUGUUGGCUGCACUCGGGAUGUCCUUGAUCUUCCUUUGAUCCCUGCCAAUGAUCAAUCACCAGAGGACAGUCUGUCAUUGUUGAACUUGCCUCAACUUCAUACACAGUUUCUCGUUGGUAACGGCACAGAAGAUCAGAAGAUUUCGAUACUCCUCGGUGACAACAUGUUUUUCAUGCUUUCAAAAUUCCUUAAGAUGAAUGUGACAUGGAAGCCCUAUCAAGGACUAGGUCAUUGGUAUCGUGUUGAAGACCAAAUUGAGGACAUUUUGAAAUUUCAUGAAGCCCAUGUCCGCAUUCCACUGUGA